Hibiscus syriacus is the source of this 1167-nucleotide messenger RNA. Its product is annotated as AT-hook motif nuclear-localized protein 9-like. The transcript is spliced from 6 exons. The coding region runs from base 95 to 1072 and encodes 325 amino acids. NCBI's taxonomy places the organism in Eukaryota, Viridiplantae, Streptophyta, Magnoliopsida, Malvales, Malvaceae. The record is from RefSeq and is a predicted model, not a curated record. Gene Ontology annotation, molecular function: minor groove of adenine-thymine-rich DNA binding.
AAAGAACCCAUCUUCUUUAAAUCUUCUUACUUUCAAAAGGGUGGACCUUUUUACAGUUUAAUCCCUGUUCACUAAUGUUACACGAGGUAAAUGCAUGGAUCGAAGGGAUGCUAUGGCGUUAUCGGGCUCUGCGUCUUACUAUAUGCAACAAAGAGGAAUAACUGGCUCAGGGACACAAACUGGGGUUCAGGGAUCACCAGGCAUUCAUCCAUUAUUGAAUCCAAAUGUUCAAUACCAAACAAGUGCCGCUACUAUGGGAGCAACCUUACCUGUAGAGCCUUUGUCGGGAAUGACCCCUCAUAGUGUCAGUGUAGGCUCGCCUCCUGCAGUGCCGCCUACUGAGCCCGUGAAGCGUAAAAGAGGGAGACCUCGAAAGUAUGGAUCGGAUGGAACUGUUUCAUUAGCACUAACUCCUGCAUCGGCUACUCAUCCUGGAACAAUAACUCCAACCCAAAAACGGGGAAGAGGGCGGCCGUUGGGUACCGGAAGGAAGCAACAGUUGUCUUCCCUGGGUGAAUUGCUGGCUGGUUCAGCUGGGAUGAGUUUUAAUCCACAUGUCAUCACCAUUGCGAUUGGAGAAGACAUUGCCACAAAAUUAAUGUCAUUUUCACAGCAAGGGCCAAGAGAAGUAUGCAUUUUGUCAGCCAGUGGUGCCAUCUCAACUGUUACUCUUCGCCAGCCAUCUUCGUUGGGUGGCACCGUUACAUACAAGGGACGAUUCGAGAUAGUAUGUUUGUCGGGCUGUUACCUGUUGACAAGCAAUAGUGUCUCUAGCAAUCGAACUGGCGGUCUUAGUGUCUCUCUUGCCAGUCCGGAUGGCCGUGUCAUCGGUGGAGGUGUUGGAGGAAUGCUUAUUGCAGCAAGCCCAGUCCAGGUGAUUGUCGGAAGUUUUGUCCGGGGUGGUUCAAAGACAAAGAACAAGGAAAGGGGAAGUCAAUAUGGUCUGAAAGACUCGAAUGAUCAGAUUGUCGACAACCUAGUAGCACCUCCUGGCAUUUCACCAAAUCAAAAUCUGACUCCAAGUUCGGCUGCAGGCGUGUUGCCUGGGCCACAAUCUAAUGGAUAUGUGUAAUAAUAGCCAUGUUGACAUUGAUCUAGUGCGAGGACGAUGAUACUCUUUACCUCCAGCAAUGUUUAUAUAGUUUGCUGUCGAAGGCCAUCGGAUUG